This is a messenger RNA of Psammomys obesus (fat sand rat), 642 nucleotides long. RefSeq names its product lysozyme g2 (gene Lyg2). The record is from RefSeq and is a predicted model, not a curated record. Gene Ontology annotation, molecular function: lysozyme activity. The coding region runs from base 1 to 642 and encodes 213 amino acids. Lineage: Eukaryota; Metazoa; Chordata; Mammalia; Rodentia; Muridae. Gene Ontology annotation, biological process: defense response to Gram-positive bacterium; peptidoglycan catabolic process. The transcript is spliced from 5 exons. Gene Ontology annotation, cellular component: extracellular region.
AUGGUACCCUUGGUGGUGUUCUGGGGACUUGCUGCCCUCAUUGGCACUUCCAGGGGCUCAUACCCGGUCGUCACUCACUCCAUGAACCCUCACCUGCAUCAUCGCCUGUACCAUGGCUGCUACGGAGACAUCAUGACCAUGGAGACGUUUGGGGCCCCCUGUGACAUAAACAACCUCAUCAACUGUGGGAUCCACGGUUCGGAAAUGUUUGCUGAGAUGGACCUGAAAGCCAUAAGAGUUUACCGGACCCUCAUCAAAGAAGUAGGACAGAGGCACUGCGUUGACCCAGCCAUCAUUGCAGCCAUCAUCUCCAGGGAAAGCCACGGUGGAGCUGGACUGCAAAACGGCUGGGACCAUACGGGACAGAGAUUUGGCUUGAUGCAGCUUGAUAAGAGAAUGUACCAUCCCAUCGGUUCCUGGGACAGCAAAGAACACCUUCUACAGUCUGCUGGGAUUCUAGCAGAAAGGAUUAAAGCAAUCCAGAGGAAAUUUCCCACCUGGAAUGCGGUUCAGCACCUCAAAGGUGGUCUGACUGCCUUCAGAUCGGGCAUGGAGACCAUGGUCACUCCUGCAGACAUAGAUGCUGACUUAGUCGAUGAUGUUAUUGCCCGAGCUAAAUUCUACAAAAGACACGGCUUCUAG